Messenger RNA from Oppiella nova, 243 nucleotides. The record is from the annotation of a GenBank genome assembly. NCBI's taxonomy places the organism in Eukaryota, Metazoa, Arthropoda, Arachnida, Sarcoptiformes, Oppiidae.
AUGUUUGUAGAGUCAACCGACAUUAACGCAAUUAACCGAUCAAUAUGUAGUUCACUGUUAAGCAGAGUUGAAUCGCCAAAGUACCUUGAAGCAUUGUCUGAAUAUGUGGCUAAAAACGAGUACAACUCAUGGAUAGAAGCUCAUGAGAUAUUCAUUCAAAUGAAAUUGUGUUCAGACGAUGAGAUUCAAUUAAUUGUCAAUGAUCUGGUUCAACUGUAUGAUCUGGUUCAACUGGAUGAGUGA